This is a messenger RNA of Hemibagrus wyckioides, 728 nucleotides long. RefSeq names its product linkage group 04 C15orf48 homolog (gene coxfa4l3). The record is from RefSeq and is a predicted model, not a curated record. NCBI's taxonomy places the organism in Eukaryota, Metazoa, Chordata, Actinopteri, Siluriformes, Bagridae. The coding region runs from base 112 to 375 and encodes 87 amino acids. The transcript is spliced from 5 exons.
UACGUGCCAUCAUCCUCGUCUCAGCUGCAGUUAAAGGCUCAGCACUGACGGGACGCUGUGUAGAAACUCACUUGCUUCUCUCUCAGCGUGACCGCCGCUACAGCUCAGAAAAUGGUGACUGGAGGAUUUGUGCAGAUGCUCAGGAAGAGAAAAGAGCUCAUCCCUCUGAUCGGCUUCAUGGCGUUCGCGGCCACUGGAGCCACCUCGGCCUGCAUCUACUUCCUGUUUACCAAACCCGAUGUCAUCUUGAACAAAACCUCGAACCCUGAGCCCUGGGAAAGACUCGACCCCACAAAGCCACAAAAGCUCAUCACCAUUAAUCAGCAGUGGAAGCCGGUGGAGGAGCUGGAGAUUGUGAAGAAACUGACCAAAUAAAAUGUUCAUCUCAUUAUAAUAAUAUAAACUGUAUGUGUGUGUGUGUGUGUGUGUGUGUGUGUGUGUGUGUAAAACUAUAUCUACUGAUGAUGGAUCUAUAAAUUCCUGCUGUGUACUGUAUCAGAGCUGCAGUCAGGUCAUGUACUGGGUGUAUUUUUUCUAUUUAUUGUACAUUACAGAUGAAUGUAUCACUGAGCUUUAAUCACAGCACUGACCACUGACCACUGAGGCUGCUGAUCUGGUCAUGUGAUUCCUCAUGUCAUGAUUAAUGUGAAGAUUAUAACCACAUGAAUCUCUGGGACUCUGCCCUGGAAGAGAAAUUGUGAAUAAAAUCAAACUGAAUGAAAAGUAAA